This is a messenger RNA of Cyclocybe aegerita, 675 nucleotides long. The record is from the annotation of a GenBank genome assembly. Lineage: Eukaryota; Fungi; Basidiomycota; Agaricomycetes; Agaricales; Hemipholiotaceae.
AUGGACCUGCUUAUCGACACGUACUCCAACUGCUCCAACGACAUUGAAGUUCUCAUCUACGCCUCCGACACCGGAUGCCUUCCAGCCCAUUCGCCAGCCAAGACCUCGUACGACCCAUCAAGAUACGUUUCAUUGAUGAACCCCUGCCUCUGGAUUUACGCCUCGAUCGUCUCAUCAACGAUGCUCAGAAGACAGGCGUUUUCUCGUGUGGUGACUAGCGGAGGUUGGCUACGAGGUAGACCGCGGCGAUGGGCCGGACAAACAGUCAAAGAAGGGUACGACGUCGAAGAGGAGAAUAGGAGCUACAGGUGUUAUGUCAAUCCAGGAACGUGUCGACCAAUUCUUCGCGGGCAUGAAGAAUCCUGCACGCAGAAAGGCAUGGCGGAUGAAAUCGACGUGGCACUUACCAAAAUUCGGAUGCGGAGACACACCUCCAUCGAGCAACUUGUAGUGUCUCUAGUCGAGCAUUCGGAGCUGGACGUCAUCCCCAAGCUCGUCAUCCACGAGACGAGGACACGUUGCCACCGACUACCUCCCUCAUUGACAUUGUGCAUUGGCCUCAUCGCUCCGCGCUAUGCCCGCCCAAGAUCCCCGGCUGCUCCGGUGGCUGCUGCGGUAACCCACUCUCUGAACGAGGCAGACCUAGUCUCGUUGCCCACAGGCGACUCGGAGUAG